CUCAGUAUCUGUUCCACGCGCUCUGUGAUCCAUUAGUUUGGUCUGAGGCACAGCCGUAGGCGCAACACAACUCUGACAACAGCCGCUUUUUACGGGAUUGAGUGUCACCUGGAGGCUGCUGGUCAUGGGGUUGACCAAGCAGUAUCUGCGCUACGUUUCCAGUGCAGUGUUUGGAGUCAUCGGUAGUCAGAAAGCCAACAUAGCAUAUGUGACCCUUCGAGGGGGAGAGAAGGGGCGGUACGUUGCCGUGGCAGCAUGUGAACACGUCUUCAUCUGGGAUGUCCGGAAAGCAGAGAAGGUCCUGAUCCUGCAGGGCCAGAAACAUGAAGUGACCUUCCUCUGCCCAUCUCCUGAUGGUGUCCACAUCGCUGUGGGAUAUGAGGAUGGAGCUGUGCGAAUUUUUAGUCUGCUGAAUGGAGAAAGCACUGUGUCUUUUAACGGCCACAAGUCUGCUGUCACUGUUAUAAACUAUGAUGCACUUGGUGCACGGCUUGUCACAGGAUCCAAGGACACUGAUGUGAUCGUGUGGGACGUCAUCAAUGAGUGUGGGUUGUACAGACUGAAAGGUCAUAAAGACGUCAUCACACAGGCCUUAUUCCUCAAGAAGAAGAACCUCCUGGUCACCAGCUCCAAAGACAGCUUCGUGAAAUGGUGGGACUUGGACACACAGCACUGCUUUAAGACCAUGGUGGGCCAUCGCAGUGAGGUGUGGGGCAUGUUGCUGCUGAAUCAGGAGGACAGGCUGCUCACGGGCUCAGCUGACAGCGAACUGAGAGCCUGGAACAUCAGCUACCUGGAGGAGGGAAAAGCAGACGGUGAGCCCAGAGUGAAGAAAGAGAAAACUCUGCUGGAAGAUGAUGAAGACGAGGAUGAGGAAGUGGAUGAGAGUCCUGAAGAGCGCAUUUUGAGUUGCAAGAAAUUCGGAUCGAUCCUGAGAGAAGCCAGAGACAGGGUUGUCUCACUGACAGCAGAUAACAAGGCCAGAGUCAUCGCCUGCCACGGCAAUGAUUCAGCCCUGGAGCUGUUCACUGUCCUGUCAGAAGAGGAAGUACAGAAGAAGAUGAAUAAGAAGUUGAAGAAAGCCAAGAAGAAGGCAGCCAAAGCUCAGGAGGCAGAGGAGCCGGUGGUGGAGAGGAUGCUGAAGGAUGAGAUCAUCAGGCUGACCAACAUCAAGGCGUCCGCCAAGAUCAGAUGGGUGGACUGCCUGUCCUGUGCCGGUGGUGAGCUGAAGGUGGCGCUGCUGCUACAGAACAACACCAUUGAGACCUACAGUCUGAGGACAUUAAACAACACCCCCACAGCCAAUAAGACAGCCCGCCUCACGCUCGGCGGCCACCGCACUGACGUCCGCACACUGGCCUUCAGCUCAGACAACCUGGCUGUCCUCUCUGCAUCUGGAGACACAGUCAAAGUGUGGAACAGGUCCACUCUACAGGUGAUCCGCACCAUGGCCUGUGAAUACGCCCUGUGCUCCCUGUUUGUACCUGGAGACAGACAGAUCAUCCUGGGCACCAAGAGUGGGAAGCUGCAGAUCUUUGAGCUGGCCUCAGGAAGCCUCCUGGAGACCGUAGACGCCCAUGAUGGAGCUGUGUGGUCCCUUUGCCUGGCCCCAGACCAGAGAGGGAUUGUAACAGGAAGUGCAGACAAGACUGUGAAGUUCUGGGAGUUUGAGCUGAUCAAGGACCAGGGGACGGCUCAGAAGAGGUUGACAGUUAAACACUCCCGUUCUCUGCAGUUGGAGGAAGACGUUCUCUGUGUGAAGUUUUCUCCAGAUCACAGACUGCUGGCUGUGUCUUUGUUAGACUGCACCGUCAAAGUCUUCUACACAGACACACUGAAGUUCUUCCUGUCUCUGUAUGGACACAAGCUGCCGGUUCUGUGCCUGGACAUCUCACAUGACAGUACACUCAUCGCCACUGGCUCUGCUGACAGAAACGUCAAGAUCUGGGGUUUGGACUUUGGCGACUGUCACCGCUCCAUGUUUGCUCACGACGACAGUGUCAUGUUCCUCCAGUUUGUCCCCAAGACUCAUCUGUUCUUCACAGCGGGGAAGGACAAGAAGAUCAAACAGUGGGACGCCGAUAAGUUUGAGCACAUCCAAACACUAGAGGGUCACCAUCGGGAAGUUUGGUGUCUGACCAUCAGCCCAAGCGGUGACUACAUUGUGUCGUCGGGCCACGACAAGUCCCUGCGCCUCUGGGAGAGGACCAGGGAGCCCAUCAUCCUGGAGGAGGAGAGGGAGAUGGAGCGAGAAGCAGAGGUUGAGGAGAGCAUGGCUAAAGGAGACGUACCCGUGGUUCCUGGGGAGACUCAAGGAGAGGCUGCCCCGGCCGGCAAGAAGACUGUGGAGACAGUCAAAGCUGCAGAGAGAAUCAUGGAGGUUCUGGAGCUUUACAGAGAGGAAACAAGGAAGAUGGAAGAGCAUAAAUAUGCUUGUGAGAAAGCUGGCAAAGAGCUGCCUCCGCCACAGUCCAACCCAAUCCUAGUGGCCUUUGGAAAUGUUUCACCAUCCCGCUAUGUGUUAGACGUCAUAAAGAAGGUCAGAUCCAGUGAACUGGAGGUUUCUCUGCUGGUGUUACCGUUCCCUUACAUCCCAGAGCUGCUAACGCUCUUCAACAGCUACAUCCAACAGGGUCUGGAGGUGGAGCUGGUCUGCCGCUGCCUUUUCUUCCUGCUUAAGAUUCAUUUCGGUCAGAUCUCCAGUAACCAGAUGCUGCUGUCUGUCAUAGAUGAGUUACGGACCAACACUCUGUCCAAAGUGUGUGAAAUCAGAAACAUGAUGGGCUUCAACAGCGCAGCGCUUCAGUUCCUUCAACGGGAAAUCGAAAGCAAAGAAGACGUGAUGUUUUUUGCCGAUGCCACCGGCCGGUUGGACGAGAAGAAGAAGAAGAAGAGGAAGAGGGAGCGAGCCGUCCUCACUAUUGCUUGAAUUAAUUUGGACAAUUUUUGUACACACUGAGAAGACUAUUUUCCAGGGACAUGAUUCAUUUCUCAAAUAAAUAACAUUUAUUCCGAGUUUUCUCACAGUUCACUUGAAGUUUUAUACGAACCUCUCAAAACAAAUAAAUCCGUGGCUGCACAGAGAUAGAGUUGUAUCCACAGCGACUCCCUCUGCAGCUUUAUAAAAGAUAUGUAAACGUCCGUACUUGUACUCCCACCGUGAUCACUGCACAUGGAGGACUAGUGUGAUUUAAGCUUGUUUUUAUCCCACAGGCCUAAAGGGAGUGACUCAGCCAUAGAGCCAAGACAUUUCUAGAGAAAGUUAAGACAUAACUUGAGACCACCUGAGCUCUAGACCACCUGGGUGCAGCCACACUGUCAGAGGAGUAAGUCUCAAGCUGGUCUGAUUUAUACAUAUAUAUUAAAAAAAAACAAAAAAAAACUCCCACUUGGCUUUGCUGCCACUGAAAUCAGGGGGAUGUGACUUGACUUUACAGCGCUUGUAACUAAGCCUUAAUUUAUGGUCCUGAGCUAGUAGAUGUGGUAAAAAUAUUUCAGAGGCGGGAGAAAAGCAUUUUACAAUCGUGCACUCUCAGUUUUCAGCUGUGCUUAAAUGUGGAUCACGGAUUGAAUACGUCUCGGUGUCCAGCCCUGUAAUCCCAUGACCUUCAGGAAAGUUUCACACCCACAUCAGACACUUCAUUUUCCACAAGUGUGUUUAUUUCCUGACCGUAGGGCGCUGUGGAAUAAUGAAAUGAACCCUUUAAAACACCUCUCGCUCACUGUUCAUGUUUUAAUCUCACUGAGGACCUAAAAACAAAUUAACUCUAUAUUUACAAGACUGUAAAAAAAAAAAAAAAAAAAAAAAACCUGGGCCAACAGCUCUUUAUGGGGCUGGA
Sphaeramia orbicularis (orbiculate cardinalfish) is the source of this 3839-nucleotide messenger RNA. RefSeq names its product WD repeat domain 3 (gene wdr3). The record is from RefSeq and is a predicted model, not a curated record. Gene Ontology annotation, biological process: maturation of SSU-rRNA. Gene Ontology annotation, cellular component: small-subunit processome; Pwp2p-containing subcomplex of 90S preribosome. The transcript has 27 exons. Gene Ontology annotation, molecular function: snoRNA binding; protein binding. Bases 125 to 2929 code for a protein of 934 amino acids. NCBI's taxonomy places the organism in Eukaryota, Metazoa, Chordata, Actinopteri, Kurtiformes, Apogonidae.